This is a messenger RNA of Centropristis striata (black sea bass), 3588 nucleotides long. RefSeq names its product rho GTPase-activating protein 4-like. The transcript has 22 exons. Bases 355 to 2862 code for a protein of 835 amino acids. Lineage: Eukaryota; Metazoa; Chordata; Actinopteri; Perciformes; Serranidae. The record is from RefSeq and is a predicted model, not a curated record. Gene Ontology annotation, biological process: signal transduction; negative regulation of cell migration. Gene Ontology annotation, cellular component: cytoplasm.
AAACCUGCUUUGGACUUGAAGUAGUGGCAUGAAAGAGAGACUCGAAAAAGUUGUUUUAUACUCGUCGUCACACUUGCACAAUCACACACUGAUGCUUCAAACUGAAUGUGUGACUGAGAUGAGUGUUGUGAAAGAGAGAGAGAGCACUGAGUGUGUGUGUGUGUGUCUGUGAGUGUGAGAGUGUGUGAGAGAUGACUUCCACUCCACCCACAUCCAUCCGUGUCCAAUGUGAGGGGGAGGUGAAACAGUUGAGAGCUUACUGUGCUAUUAACUGGCAUUAUUUAGUUGCUUCAGUCUGGAGAAGAGACAAGUUGAGACUGCUCCACAUCAGAAUUCCACCCAGUUGGAGCAACAAUGACUUCCCAUGUGAAACUUCGAAAGGAGAAGGUCGGUACGGUGGACUACGACACACAGAUCAAAGAGAUGCGCUGCCAGCUGGUGGACCAGCUGAAGGUGUUAGACCUGCAGCUUGAGCAGAAGAGCCAGCAGCUGCAGGACCUGGCAGACUACCUGCGGCGGCGGGGCGAGAUAGAGAACGAGUACUCCCGCUCUCUAGAGAAACUCGCCGAGAAGUUCACGUCCAGGAUCAAGAGGAAGGAGCCCAGCAGUCACUCGGUGCCUCAGGUCUGGCUGGCUCUGCUCUCCCAGACCCGCCAAGAGAGUCGGGACCACAACGGACUGAGCGAACGCUGCAGCAACUUCCUCAUCCAGCCGCUCACACACUGCCUGGAGUACACACAGCGCCUCGCCAAGAAGACUAAAGAGAUCUGCACUCAGCUUCAGGACGGGCUGCUGAAGGUUUCCACAGAGCUACAGACUACAUGGAGGACGUACUACCAGUACCACGCAGAAUAUAUGAGUGCAGAGGGCAAGCUGAAGGAAGCAGAGAAACAGGAGGAGAAGCAGAAGCAGAGCGCCAAGAAACUGGAGAGGUUGAUAGAAAAAAGACAAGGAAAGGUCAAAGAAAUCAACCUGAAGUGCAGCAAGGCCCGAAACGAUUACCUCCUGAACCUGGCGGUAGCCAACGCCUCCAUGAAUAAAUACUACCUCCAAGACAUCUCCACCCUCAUAGAUUGUGCAGAUGUGGGCUACCACUGCUCAGUGAGCCGUGUGAUGAAGGCGUACCUGUCCAGCCGCUGGCGGACCCAGGAGAACCUGAGCACGGGGCUGCAGCAGCUGCAGGGCACCGUGGCCGAGCUGGACCAGAGCAAAGACCGGGACGCUCUGCUGAAGGACCACUACAACACCUUCUGUAUGCCGCUCCGCUUCCCCUACCAGCCCCACGACGGAGACCAGGUGUCCGAGGUGUGUGCGGAGGGUGAGAUGAUCUGUGAGCUGGAAACCAGAUUCAAACAGAUACAAACCAGGCUGAAAAUAGUCACACAGGAAACGGAGGAGGCCAGUAAGAGCGUGUCGGCGUCCCAGUCGUCUCUGCUGGAGAGUAUCGGGGACGAUGACCUGGAUCUGUCUCAGGACGGCAGCACGGAGAACCUGGCGGUCAAACCCAGCGUGGCCCGUCGCCGCGCCAACAUGCAGGAAGUGGAGAACCUCUACUUCACCAGAGUAAAAGAGUACCUUGUGGGCAGCUCCCUCGCUUCUAAACUGCAAGCCAAACAUGAUCAGCUGAAAGUGGCUGUGGAAAAAGCAGAAGCAUCAAACGGACAUCAGCCCAGACACAAUGGGAAGUCGAUGCGUUUCAGGAAGAUUCACUCAAGUGCCAAUUUACUCCACAACCAGAAAGUGUUCAGUGGAGACAUGUUGUCCUUCAUACAGGCAUCAGGACAACAGAUUCCAAUUGUUGUGGAAAGUUGCAUUUGCUUCAUUAACCUCAAUGGUCUCCACCAUGAAGGGAUAUUCAGAGUCCCGGGGUCUCAGGUGGAGGUCAACAACCUGAGGGAUGCGUUUGAGCGAGGAGAGAACCCUCUGGCUGAGCAGAGCUACGACCUGGACUCAGUGGCUGGAGUCCUGAAGCUCUACUUCAGAGGUCUGGAGAACCCGCUGUUCCCCAUCCAGAGCACCAGCCAGCUGCUGGAGCACGCACAGAUAAAGAACGAGGCGGAGAGAGCCGCUCAGCUCAGAGCCGUCAUCUGUUCGUACCCGGAGCCCGUCAUCAUCGUCAUGAGAUACCUCUUCGCCUUCCUUCAUCAUGUGUCUCAGUACAGUGAUGAGAACAUGAUGCAGCCGUAUAACCUGGCGGUGUGUUUUGGUCCGAGCCUGGUGAGAGGAGCUCAGGACGAGGACGUGGUGACGCUGCAGCCUCAGAUCAACAACCUGGUGAAACACAUCAUCCUGCAGCACGAGAACAUCUUCCCCAGCCACAGCGAGCUGCAGGGACCCGUCUAUGAGAAAUGCAUGACGCUGGAGCAGGACGACUGUGAGCCCAUCAUCGAAGGAGAAGAUGUAGAUGCAGAUUACAGCAGAGAUGAUUAUGAAACUGGGCCUUCAGCUGACAGCAGCUCGUCUCAGAGGAAAGCUGAUCGUCCUCGAGCCAACAGCAGCGGCUCCAUCGAGCACCGGCGGCCGAGUGGCGGGGGCCUCGUCUCAGGGUCCAAGAUCCUGCUCCAGAUCCCCGUAGGGCAUCAGUUCAAACCCCGGAGAGGCCAGUCGCCCUGCUACACUCUCAGAGAACUGCAGGACAACUCGUCUUCUGAGGAUAUUGUCGUUAAAGUAGACAAGGAGGUCUGUCGCCAGAUGGACUCUGUCUUUGUGGAGCUCCUCUCGAGGCAAGCGCUGCAGGAUCCCUCCUCCUCUUCCUCCUCCUCCUCCUCCUCUCCCUCUGCCCAGGCUCCCCAAAGGAAAGGGAAGAGGGACGGACGCAGGGGGAGAGGAGUCGGGCUCUUCAGAGCUCCAGAUCCACUUUAACUGAGGCGACCGCAUGGAAACAGAGAAAUGAUGCAAAUUAAAAACGGAGGUGUUGUGUGAUGAGCUGUGACAGUUUCUACAAAAAACUGAGACCACUGACCCGUACUGCCCUACAUAGUCCAACUACAGUAACUAGAUUUAUGGUCCAAAUUGAGUUAUAAUUAAAAAUGAACUCCUUGAUGUCUGUUUUAUCUUGUGACAGAGUUUUAGAUUUCAAUUUUGCUUUAUUUCAGAGAAAUAAUGAUAUAAAAAACACAGGUAGCACUUUAUAAUAAGGUCCUUAAUAACCAUUAAUUAACAUGUAAUAAGGCAUUGUUCCCGCUUUAGAUCCGGUAGUUGCAAAAAGCAUAGUUAACUUAUAGUUAACUUAUAAUAGAUGAGCAAUAAAGUAUAUUUUAAUAUCAAUAAGCAAACAAAAUAAGAUUAAUAAAGGCAUGGCAAAGACAUAAUGGGUGGGUCAUGGGUGUUUGUAAUGCCAUUAUUAACACUUGUAUAAGCUUAUAAACACACAUUAAUGUUAAUAAGCAUCUUGUAAGGAUUUACAAGGGCCUUAUUACUUGUUAAUUAAUGGUUAUUACAAGGACCUUAAUAUAAAGCGUUACCAAAACACAAAAUCCAACUCAAAACCAAGCAGUAAUUGCACUUACCACAGUCUGAUUUAGAUAUAUAUACUCAUUUAAACAUAAAAAUAAUAGAAAUUAUGAGAAAUAAUGAUUUUUUUUUAAA